Photinus pyralis (common eastern firefly) is the source of this 740-nucleotide messenger RNA. It is a transcript of the gene ND-ASHI, whose product is annotated as NADH dehydrogenase [ubiquinone] 1 beta subcomplex subunit 8, mitochondrial. Lineage: Eukaryota; Metazoa; Arthropoda; Insecta; Coleoptera; Lampyridae. Gene Ontology annotation, cellular component: mitochondrion. The coding region runs from base 122 to 631 and encodes 169 amino acids. The transcript has 3 exons. The record is from RefSeq and is a predicted model, not a curated record.
GAUCAAAUAAAUCAAGUGUACUUGUACAUGGACAUUUUAUCGAAUCGAAUAUUUAUUGUCAAAUAAUAAUCUUCUUUUGGCUUUACUCGUUUCAAAAAUUUAGAAUUUUCUCAAAGUCGAUAUGGCUUUAAUGAGAAAUGUAUUUAAUUUGUGUACUAGAAAUAAUUCAAUGAUAUAUGUUUCAGUGAGAAAUCAUUGGAAUAAAGACUAUGCACCCGCUCCUUUUCCGAAGACACAAGAGGAGCGUUUGGCAGCGAUUGAGAAAUACCAAGUAAUGCCAUCGCAGUAUAAACCUUAUGAAGAUGAUGGAUCUGGUUGCGGCGAUUAUCCAAAUCUACCUAUUGUAUCUGGGGAUGCACGAGAUCCGUUUUAUCCUUGGGAUCACCCAGAAACCAAACGAAACUUUGGUGAAUUGAUUCAUGCAGAAGAAGAGAUGUAUGCCGAGCACCGCUACGAUAUAAGUGCACGGCUUCGUGUACCUAUACGUCUUCAAGUGUUGCAAACAGUUGGAGUGAUGUUGGGAUUAUUUACAAUUUAUUGUUGUCUUGAAAACGUUAAAUUUUUCCACUCUCUUGCAGAGAAACAAUAUCCAAAACCGGGUGAAAAACAUUACACCUUUGAAUUGGAAUAAUCAUGAUUCAUGAAAUAGGUUUCAUUAUACGAACGCUGUUAAUUCAUUAAAUGUGUAAUAAGUUGAAUUGAAUUUCUGUAUAUAAUUUCAAUAAUAUAACAUGCUCUUA